Anarrhichthys ocellatus (wolf-eel) is the source of this 746-nucleotide messenger RNA. RefSeq names its product arf-GAP with dual PH domain-containing protein 1-like. Gene Ontology annotation, biological process: positive regulation of GTPase activity. The transcript has 6 exons. Lineage: Eukaryota; Metazoa; Chordata; Actinopteri; Perciformes; Anarhichadidae. The annotation marks the transcript as partial. The record is from RefSeq and is a predicted model, not a curated record. Gene Ontology annotation, molecular function: phosphatidylinositol bisphosphate binding; GTPase activator activity; phosphatidylinositol-3,4,5-trisphosphate binding. Gene Ontology annotation, cellular component: intracellular membrane-bounded organelle; plasma membrane; cytoplasm.
CGACAGCAUCUCUUCUCUCAUCCACAUACUCACACGUCUUCCUGUCUGCAGAUCCCGGGUGGGGCUCCUGCACCCUGGGCGUCUUCAUCUGCCUGGACUGCUCUGGGAUCCACCGCAACAUCCCCGACAUCAGCAAGGUCAAGUCCCUGAGCCUCUCCCACUGGGAGGACCACGAGGUGCAGUUCAUGGCUACGAAUGGCAACGAGCUGAUGAGGAGUAAAUAUGAGGCUGCUGUUCCCGUCUACUACUACAAACCAACCCACAAAGACUGCCAGACGUUGAGGGAGCAGUGGAUUAGAGCAAAGUACGAGAGGAAGGAGUUCUCCGAGCCUGGGAAGAACUGCACGUAUGAGGAAGGAACUAGAGAUGGCAUGUUGAUGAAGAGGGGGCGGGACAACGGGCAGUUCCUCAGCAGGCGAUUCGUCCUCUCGGAGCGGGAGGGGACUCUGAAGUAUUUCACCAAAUAUGACGCUAAGGAGCCCAAAGCAGUGAUCAAGGUGGACACCAUCAACGCCACCUUCCAGCAUGAGAAGAUAGGGAACCCCAACGGCCUGCAGAUCACCUACCUCAAAGACUACAGCACCCGCAACAUCUUUGUCUACCAUGACAACGGCAAGGAGAUCGUGGACUGGUCUAAUGCCAUUCGUGCAGUUCAGCUUCACUAUUUAAAGGUGGCCUUUCCAGGGGCUACCGAUGCUGAGGUGAGCACUCACACACACACACACACACACACACACACACACACA